This is a messenger RNA of Fonsecaea multimorphosa CBS 102226, 3333 nucleotides long. RefSeq lists its product as uncharacterized. The record is from RefSeq and is a predicted model, not a curated record. Bases 1 to 3333 code for a protein of 1110 amino acids. Lineage: Eukaryota; Fungi; Ascomycota; Eurotiomycetes; Chaetothyriales; Herpotrichiellaceae. The transcript is spliced from 2 exons.
AUGUCUCAGAUAUUUGGAAAAGUGACGAAUGCUGUGCUGUCCGGCACUAACGAAAACUCCUUUUCCCUCGCCAACCUGAACCUGGGAUUUUCCCUCGUUACACUCGAGGCACCUGCCGAGUUUCAUCCCCUUGGCUCUGCCCUAUCGCAUCAUCGACGGCAAACGGCUGAGGAGGGAUCCCACCAUCAGACCGCUCGUAUGCUAGGAGCUUUGUUCUCCCAAGUCGCACCCAACGCUCCAAAGCUUCUCCGAGCUUUCGGUGAAAGAGUCUCGGAAAUCAUCAAGUCCCCUGGUGCUAAUCCCACGGGUACAAUCAAAGAUGGGCCGUUCAAAGACUCUGUCGGCGCGGAUGCCACUUCUAUCUGGGCAGCUGCAACAUCUGGCUCUGCGUCCCUUGCGGUCCUGCUGUUAGCGUGCUUGUUGGCAAGAAAGUUCGACGAUCCGAAAUUGAGCGUCGCCAUCUGGGCAGAAAUAGUGGCAAUCCGUCAGAAGGAGGUGAUAGCGACUGCGCAAUCGGAUGGGUUCGCCAUGAACGAGGCAGUCAUUGCAGCUCACCAGAAGAUCCUACGCGAAGACUUGGCCACUUUUGAUGCAAGCGUCCGUGCUUGGCUGAUCACGGCUGACCAGGUAAAGGUCAAACAAUUGAAGCAGCUCACGCUGAUCUUGGACAACCUUACCACUCUGCCCGUUAGCACUGGCAAAGAUACAUACGCCAAGAUCAUCAAUGCCUGGGAGACCGCAAUCAAUGGCUUCGAAGCUCUACUGGACGGAAAGCCACAGAAUGCUACCGACAGUUCCGUCUUGCUGGCUUUAUCAGCCUGGCACCUGUAUCCGGAUCUCAUCGUACUCUCCUCAGAGACGAAAAAGGUGGUCUUCCAGGAUCCAUUAUUUCCACCCUCUGUUGCGAUCACCGUGGGCUUGUCGCUCAGAAACAACGACCAAGUAUCUCCAGGUUUCCAAUGGUCACUGGCUCUUUCUCAUCUCAGAUACUACGGGCAACCGGUCCGCGUUGAGACGGAUCAUGACAACUAUCGAAUCACAAUGGAUGAGCUUUGCCUCAUCGCAUUUGGGUCCUUACUUUCGCACUGGCGUUUGCCAAUGCGCAUCAUGAAUGACGUUGCCUCUUGGUUCUGUUCGCUGGACAAUCUACUCCAAGAACAUUAUCACAAUCGUCUACGUAACGAGGAUGGUGGAUUCCUGCUCUGGUUACAACCCCUGACCAAGGCCUCAAAACUGCUGGUCAAUCUUUCUGAGGAUGAUUCUGCGAACUUUGAGAAACUUGUUCGGUACGGUGGUAGACGCGGAAAACAUCUCCUUGGAUAUCCUUCGAGGCUGAGCAACGGUCCGUUCUUCGGGUUAUGCAAUCUACAUGUUGUACAUGGUAUGUCAAUUCCUUCUACUUCAGAAGAAUACCUUCGGUAUGUGCGGUCAGUGGCAGAAACUACGGAUAUCUUGACAUUUGCUGUUAUCCAGUACUGGGAGACGGUUGCAGACACGGACGUGUGUGUUUUAGCUACCGCCACUCCGUACACCCGGUCGCCGCAUCAGGAUUCUACAGCUGAAGGAUGGCAACAGCAGAAAUUUCACGCACGAUGGGUUUUCACGGGCUCUUCGAGCCAUUUGACAGAAGUUAAACGAAAACUGGCCCAUGAUCAAGCACCGUCUUCGGAGCUUGUUGAAGCCAUUGACCCCCACAAGUACACCAUGCUCGGUACCAUCGCUCGAGAAGGUCUACUAAACGUUCCACAAACCUCAUUCUAUUGGUCAGAUCCUCCUCCUUUCGAGUCAGCUGGCUUUUCAGAAAAGCAAUGCUGGUGGAACGGUGUUGGGUGCCAGGAUCAGCAAAAUGGAGACAAGGCCCAUGCGACUGCCGAAGAAAAUGAUCCUUUGGGACGAGGCCAGGAAUAUCCGGAUCCCUACAAUCCGAGUCACAUCCGGGGUUCUGAGACACGGCAAUCGGUAGUCUCCUUGUUUUGUCCGGUAUGGGCCGCUUGUGACGAAAAACGAGAAAUUGGCCUCUUUGCUGUUUAUGAGGGUGCUCGGCUUUUUGAGCGUCAAUUGGCAAAGUUCUGCCUCCUCCAAAGUUCGAACAUGGCCGCUCUGAACUCGGAAGAGACGCUGCAACGCGCGCAUCUAGAGAACUUUGUCGGGGAGAGGGUUGCCCGUCAUUUCGGGAAUAUGGAUUUCCUGCCUUCUCGAGACGAGCAAUCUCCUGGAAUUAUAAAAUCGAGCCACGCGCUCCAGUCACAAGUGCUACCUUCAUUCACCAGCCUCAGACACCUCCAUGGCUUAGCAUUGAUGUCACAACUCUAUGGACAGUUGCCCCAUGCGACAUUUCCCAUCAAAAUCGCGGAAACUCCAUUCUAUGUAUUUGAAUACUAUCUCGGGGGAGAUCCUAAGCAUAGGCCUCGUUCCCUGAGCGGGGUCUCAAGGGUACAAGCACUAGCAGGAAUUUGCACGAUGGAAGCAGGGGGCAUCCCAGUUGACCUCUCCCUGUUUGAUCGCGCCUUUGCAAUAGCGGCCGGCAACUCCAUCUUCGUUCCAGAAUCGCUCCUUUCAGACCCAUCACAUUGCACGCCACCGUAUGCAAUCCGGAGGAUUGUCGGCAAUCUUGGCCGCCCUGGGGUGUCCCUUCUAGUCAGCCCCGAAACUGUGAUGGUAAAAGAAAAGACAACAGACUUUCGAGCAAUAGAACAUGCUCCUUACGAUCACAAACGGGAAGAUAACUUCGGCGCCACUUCGCUGCACCUGUUACUAACGGGAUGGCAAGUUCCCGUUGCUCUCCCCUGCAAGGUGAUUGGCAAUAUCGACCAGGAUGUUUUUCAGGUCGAAGCAGUGGUGUCAGUACACGACAGAGGCCACUGGUACGCACACAUCGAUAUACUCGCAACUCUUCAACAGCUAAGACUUCAUUAUGUGAAUUACCGAUGCUCGUGCGGGAGUAGACAGGAUCAGUCUCAGCGGGAAUAUACCAGCAUCGACAACUUUGAGGAACUCUUGGAUCCUCCAGAUGGUGUAGGGAUAUUCCGAGCACACAAUAAUUGGUCGGCUAGAUUGGCUGCGACUUGCAUAGCAAGACAGACAAUGGGAUUGCGGAAGGUAUUCAUAUUGAACAACGACGAAGUGUGCUGGGCUUGCCUUGAGUCGGCGAUUGAACAGAAAACUGCUCGAAUAGAUUUGUCAUAUAAUGAGUCGGACCCCGAAAACGAAGAAGAAAAUGGCGAGUUUCUGGAAAGUGAGUCUGACACUGAAGAUCAAAGAGCGGUUGACGCGGAAGAGGAAGGCGAGUUUGACGCUGAGGAAGAUGGCUGCACCCUCAUCAUAAUCGACUAA